GUGUGACACCCAGCGGAAGUAAACAAUAAAGCCUCAGCAGAGUUGAGAGACGCUUGUCUUGUUGUCUCUCAGCUGAAUAUUUCACUGUUUCAGCAACAAUGUCUUCAGUUCAGCAUCUGAGAGAGUUUAUCAGCGAGCGACUAACUGCUGCUGCUGAAGAAAUAUUCACAGAGUUUGAAAAAACCAUCGUCCAGUACGAAGAAGAGAUCGAUCGUCAGCGCAAACUGCUGGAUGUCACCUGGAAACCACAAAUAAAAUUCCACAUAACAGGUCUCCCCCAAGAACAUGUCUGUAAGAAGGAAGACGUUUUUCCAGACCAGCAACUUGAGAAGAGGAAUGUAAUUCUGAACCAGGAACAAUCAGAAUCUUCACAGAUUAAAGAGGAAGAAGAAGACCUCUGUACUAGUCUGGAGGAGGAGCAACUUGUACUGAAAGAGGAGACUGAAGCCUUUAUGAUGGCUCACACGCUUCAGGAAAGUGACUUCAGUGAACCAGAAUCAAACGCUGAUCAGUUUUACUCACCUAACUCUCCCAUACCUGAGAGCCCAAAUCAAGAAGAAAGCGAUCAUAUAGAUGUAGGAUCAACUGGAGAUGUCCAAGUGAAGCCAAAGAAGAAACAUCACAACAGCAGAUGUUCUAGUAACGAUGCAAAUAACUCUCCCAUUUCCAGUAAUGAGGGCAAUAUGGAAUCAGGUGAAAAAUCUUCAGAAUGUGAUGUUUGUGGAAAAGCCUUUGAAAGUAAUAAGAGUAUGCAGCUACAUUACAGAAUCCACAGAUGUGUGAAGCCUUAUCUUUGCCAAACAUGUGGGAAAAGCUUUCUUCACAAUCGCUCUUUGCUGACCCACAUGAGAAUCCACACAGGCAGGCAGCUGCACUCCUGUAAAACAUGUGGGAAGAGUUUUACUCAGAAUGGCAAUCUGCUGACCCACAUGAAAAUCCACACCGGUGAGAAGCUGUUCUUUUGUAAAACAUGUGGGAAAGGGUUUAUUAGAAAAAAUGGUCUGUUGAUCCAUAUGAGGAUCCACACAGGCGAGAGGCCUUUUUCAUGUGAAACGUGUGGGAAAAAAUUCGUUCAAGGUGCUCAUUUAAUGGCCCACAUGAAAAUCCACACAGGUGAGAAAUUGUUCUCGUGUAAAACAUGUGGGAAAGAUUUUUCCCGAAAAAGCUGUCUGUUGAGCCACAUGAGAAUUCACACGGGUGAGAGGCCGUUUGUUUGCAGAACAUGUGGGAAAAAAUUUAGUCAAAGCAGUAAUUUAAUGGUGCACAUGGGAAUCCACUCUGGGGAUAAACCAUUUACUUGUGAAAUUUGUGGAAAAACUUUCAGCCAAAGAAGUUAUUUGGCAGUUCACAUGAGAACUCACACAGGUGAGAAGUUGUAUUCCUGCGAGACGUGUGGGAAGAGUUUCACUUUCAAACGGAGUUUGACUUUCCACAGGAAAGGAAGUUGUGUUCUUUUGAAACAAUUAUAAAAUUGUAAUCUGACUGUUCACUUGACAGAGGAACAGUGACAAUGUCCUCGAAUAACUAAGGAAAUAUAUGUAAAUAAAAUAAAUACAUAAUGAAGAGUAGGAAAAAGAUGGUGCAUUAGGGGCUCAGCAUGCAGCAGAAAUUUAAAGGUCCCACAUUAUGCAAAAUUCACUUUCUAAAGGUUUUCUAACAUCCAUAUGUGUCCUCAUAGCCUGUGUAUGAGACCCAAAAAUGAGAAAAUUCUGUCAUCUCUCGCUUGCUCAACUUUUUAGCGAAUGUUUGCUUAAACGGGUGAGUCUGAGAUCUUUCUCUUUGUGACCUCAUGAAGGGAAUAACCACUGCCCCCAGUAGUGGACACUGCCAUUGACCCGCCCCUCGUGUUAGCUUAGCCUGGCCUCCAAAAUCACAGAGCGGGCGCCAGCGAAAGCUGGAUCCUCUCCCAGAGAGAGGCAUGGACAGGAACAACUCAUGAACAUUUGAAGGUUUAGACUCACUAGAGCCACAUUUGGAAAGGCUGACAUUACAGACCAAGGCUGAAUUUGGGCUAAAACACUUGGAAAGCAAAGCUGUUGGACCUCUGAAACCCAUAUGAAAUUAUUGAAAAAAGUAUAAUAUGGGAUCUUUUAUUUUUGAGCAGCUGUUAUAAUUACUUUUUAUUUCUAUGUUUUUUUAAUCUGCUGGUCUGACUUAAAUAAAUCAGUAUUGAAAAAUUACUUUGUGUUUGAGUUUGUUUUAUAUUUUGUACAACACUGUAAUUAAGUUAUAAGGAUAUUAAUGGGAGAAUAUUUAAGUAUGUUCUUUUAUCAAAGUAACUAAAAAAAUACUUUUAACUGUAACAUUAGUUUUUUGGUGUAAGAAAUCAACAAAGUAACAGUUACAUUUUGAAUGAAGUAACUAGUAACUGUAACCAUUACUCUGUUGUAUAGAGGAAGUUAAGGCUUGGAUGUCUUUUAAUUUUCUUCAUUUUAAUGACAGAAAGACUGAGGUGUUGCUAUUUGGGCCCAGUGAUGCAUAUAAGGGACCAGCUGACCUGGGGUUGUUGACAGA
Messenger RNA from Melanotaenia boesemani (Boeseman's rainbowfish), 2514 nucleotides. Its product is annotated as zinc finger protein OZF-like. Bases 99 to 1469 code for a protein of 456 amino acids. Gene Ontology annotation, cellular component: PcG protein complex; transcription regulator complex. Lineage: Eukaryota; Metazoa; Chordata; Actinopteri; Atheriniformes; Melanotaeniidae. Gene Ontology annotation, biological process: regulation of transcription by RNA polymerase II. The transcript has 2 exons. The record is from RefSeq and is a predicted model, not a curated record. Gene Ontology annotation, molecular function: DNA-binding transcription factor activity, RNA polymerase II-specific; RNA polymerase II cis-regulatory region sequence-specific DNA binding.